Molecule: messenger RNA, 2395 nt
Organism: Suricata suricatta (meerkat)
Lineage: Eukaryota; Metazoa; Chordata; Mammalia; Carnivora; Herpestidae
Gene: BLVRA
Product: biliverdin reductase A
Exons: 8
Coding region: 195-1085 (296 amino acids)
Biological process (GO): heme catabolic process
Cellular component (GO): cytoplasm
Molecular function (GO): biliverdin reductase [NAD(P)H] activity; nucleotide binding; zinc ion binding
Source: RefSeq, a predicted model, not a curated record
GCGGGGCUCCAUCCCCUCCCAUCCCCACCUGCUCUCCUCCCUCCCACUCGCCCCAGCGCGCUGUCGCGUCCUCCCGCGCGGGGCCAAUCGGAGCCCGGCUCCCGCCUCCGACAGCAGGGCGGUGGGGCGGCAGCACAGCGGCUGCGCGGACGAUCCGAGCUUUGUGCCCCGAGCCACUGAGGGAGGGGACCAAGAUGAGUGCAGAGCCUGAAAGAAAGUUCGGAGUGGUGGUGGUUGGUGUUGGCAGAGCCGGCUCAGUGCGGAUCAGGGACUUGCGGAAUCCACAUGCUUCCUCGGCGUACCUGAACCUGAUUGGCUUCGUGUCCAGACGAGAGCUCGGGAACAUUGAUGAUGUCCAACAGAUUUCUUUGGAAAAUGCUCUUUCCAGCCCAGAGGUAGAGGUUGCUUACAUCUGCAGUGAGAGCUCCAGCCAUGAGGACUAUAUCAGGCAGUUCCUUAAUGCUGGCAAGCAUGUCCUGGUGGAAUACCCAAUGACACUGUCUUGGGCAGCAGCUCAGGACCUGUGGAAGCUGGCUGAGCAGAAAGGGAAGGUCUUGCAUGAGGAGCAUGUCGAACUCUUGAUGGAGGAGUUUGCAUUUCUGAAAAAAGAAGUGGUGGGGAAAGAACUCCUGAAAGGGUCUCUUCUCUUUACAGCUGGCCCAUUGGAAGAAGAGCGGUUUGGCUUCCCCGCGUUCAGUGGCAUUUCUCGCCUGACCUGGCUGGUCUCCCUCUUUGGAGAACUUUCUCUUAUAUCUGCCACUUUGGAAGAGCGAAAGGAAGAUCAACAUAUGAAAAUGACUGUGUGCUUGGAGACAGAGAACAAAAGUCCACUCACAUGGAUUGAAGAGAAAGGGCCUGGUCUCAAACGAAACAGACAUUUAAGCUUCCAUUUUAAAUCUGGAUCCCUGGAGAAUAUGCCAAAUGUAGGAGUCAAUAAGAAUAUUUUCCUGAAAGAUCAAAAUAUAUUUGUGCAGAAACUCUUGGGCCAGUUCUCUGAAGAAGAGCUGGCUGCUGAGAAGAAGCGCAUCCUGCACUGCUUGUGGCUUGCAGAAGAGAUCCAGAAAUACUGCUGCUCAGAGAAGUAAGAGGAGGAACCAUGCGGCACGUCUAAGACCGGACCAUAGUUUGCUUCUUAUGAAGAGUUGAUCUCUAUCUCUAUUUUUACAAUUAAACAUAUCUUGGGUAAACGGGAUUUGCUUACUGUCCUGAGCUCUUUUGGGAGUGGUAUUUGGGAGUUGGGACGCAUAUAUAGGGAUGAAGAGAGAACUAACCUUAGUUGAGCUGAGCCAAGUGCUUCAUAUGCCUGAUUUCAUUUACUCUUCCCAACAGCCCUAUCAGAUAGGUAUUAUCAGGUUUGUUUUCAUUAGCAUAUUGGAAAAUUUUGUUUGAAGUCACCCAGGUAGUAAAUAGCAGAACCAGCCUUUAAAUCUCACUCAUGCACUGAACCACUGCAAAAUAGUGUAUGGAAGCCUCUUCCUCGCUUUAAGGAAUUCUACUUCACCCAACAAACUGUCAGUGGGUGAGUAUGCUAGGUGCUGGGGAUUCUAAAAAUGAGUAAGACAGAGCCACUUUCCUCAAUAACUCACCUCGUUGAAAGCAAACCAGUCACACAAACUGGUCGCUGUAAUGUAAUAGGUCCAGUAAGAGAGAUCUGCCCCUGGAAGGCUCAGGGGAAACCUACAGAUCUUCCUAACUAGGUUAGCUGUGUAAGGGUGAGAGGAGGGCUUUCCUGGCAGAGGGCUGACCUGAGCAAAGAGAAGGAAGUGAAAACAAGCUGGCGAGCACCCUGAGAACAGUGCUGCUAGAGCCGUGCCUCUGGAGGAGGGAGUCCCAGAGGGUAAAUCUGUGGGGUCCCUGUAAGCCGGAUGAAGGAGCUGGGGUCUUAGUUAUUUGGCACCGAAGGCUGUUAUUUAACAGGGGAGUGGUGUGGUCAGGUUUCCGGUUUAGAUAAAGCACUCAGAAAGAUGCCAGGAGGAAAUGAGACUUGAGACCAAGGAGGAGGCGUCCUGUUAAGAGCCAACAAACGUAUUCAUACUUGCAGCCCUUGGCUUGUCUAGACUUCACUGCUCCUGUUGAGACACUGCUGAACUUGAGGCAGAGCUGAUUCCCAGGAAUCUGCUCUUGCAUUUCAUUGGUGGUUGUGUUGCAUUUUCUUUGAAGCUUGUGUUAGAUUUCUUGCCUUUGUAAAUGUCUCCCUCUUGCUUUGUGCCUACUACCUUCCCUUUGUGAGGUGUAACCACUUCAGGAGCAGGGAAGUCAUUGGUCACAGCACCCUAUUUUCUACCUCAAUUUCCAUUAUUUUGUCACCAUAUACCUCAAGGUAGAAACCAAAACUCCUCAAGGCUGGUCUCUUAUUUGCCCUGUAAAACAAUUUAAUAAAUAUUAGUCCGUUGGU